Molecule: messenger RNA, 1227 nt
Organism: Cucurbita pepo subsp. pepo (vegetable marrow)
Lineage: Eukaryota; Viridiplantae; Streptophyta; Magnoliopsida; Cucurbitales; Cucurbitaceae
Product: glycosyltransferase BC10
Cellular component (GO): membrane
Molecular function (GO): glycosyltransferase activity
Source: RefSeq, a predicted model, not a curated record
AUGACAAAGAAGAAAGGUUCGACCGCCACCGCGGGGGCGGCCGCCGGUUCAAAGGUGGCGGUGGUUGUGUGUGCCAUGCUGUUGACAUUGGCCAUCCUGAUAUUCCAUUCUGAUGAGUUCAAGCUUCAGUCCUCCAACUUCACUUACCAAUUCAGAAACAAUGGCUUUGGAGAAGAUAGCCAUGGCUUUCAAUCACCUCCUAAGAUUGCCUUUCUGUUCCUCACUCGCAGCAACCUUCCUCUUGAUUUUAUCUGGGCCAGCUUCUUCAAGAAUGGAGACCAAGCCAAAUUUUCCAUUUACAUUCACUCACAACCAGGCUUUGUUUAUGACAAAUCAACCACUAAGUCUCCUUUCUUCUAUGGUAGACAAUUGAACAACAGUAUUCAGGUACUAUGGGGAGAUUCUACCAUGAUAGAAGCAGAACGCCUGUUGUUUGGUGCAGCUCUUGCUGAUCCAGCAAAUCAGAGAUUCGUCCUUCUUUCCGAUAGCUGCAUACCUCUGCAUAACUUCAGCCAUACUUACCGUUAUCUGAUGUCUUCUACAAAAAGCUUUGUCGACAGUUUUUUGAACGUUGGCGAAGGCCGAUAUAAUCCCAAGAUGUCGCCUGUUAUACCACGGGAAAAAUGGCGAAAGGGCUCCCAGUGGAUCGCUUUGGUGAGGCGACAUGCUGAAGCUGUAGUGAAUGAUGCCAUAAUCUUUCCUCUGUUUACGAACUUCUGUAAGCGAUGGCCGCCGCCCGAACACACCACCGGAAGGCAAAAACUUAAGGUGAAGUAUCAUCCCAACUGCAUACCAGAUGAGCAUUAUGUGCAGACUUUACUUUCAAUAAGAGAUCUCGAGAACGAACUCGAACGACGAACGUUGACGUACACCAUGUGGAACAGUUCCAUCCCAAAAGGGGACAAAAGAUCUUGGCAUCCAGUUACUUUCCAAUAUUCAGAUGCAACUCCUCUGAUAAUCAAAGAAAUGAAGGAAAUCAACCACAUUGACUUCGAAUCCGAACACCGAACCGAGUGGUGUCGUGUUAACUCGAUGUAUACGCCAUGCUUCUUGUUUGCAAGAAAGUUCACUCCCGGAGCGGCUCUACGUGUCCUGAAAAACAGUUAAUCGAACGCUCCGAUUGAUGGAAAGAUAUUGUCGUAGAUGGAUUUAGGACAUGAUUUUUAUUUAUGAUAACAAAGAAGGGGUUCCAAAACCACUGUAUUUUUAAAGGGAUUUGUUGGAUGA